GAAAAUGCACGAAGGGUGUAGCACGAAAUAAGAACAAAUCUAGUCAGUUGAAAGAGUGUUUUUUGAUGCGUAGAUACUGUCAGGUAGACCGCAUAGCAUAACUGAUUCCAGGAAAAUUGAUUUGGGUAUGGAUUAGUUCAAUUAUUGCAAUUGGUUUUGCAAAACAACAUUUUAUUAUUAAAAUAAUGUGUUAAUUGAGUGUUGCUGGACUAGAUUUUGGAGGAUAUUUCAACCAUAUCACCGGCAAUCUUGACCAGAAUCCUAUCUUACAUGCUCACUCAGACUACAGGUUAUUGAUUAAUAUAAAUAACUGGAUAUAACUCAAUUUCGGAAUAACACAAUCUGAAGCCAUGUUAGCUGCAAGACAAUUGGUCCAUGUGAUCAACCUCCAGCGAAUGGGAUUCGUCUGUGCAUUUGACGUGCAAAUGCGCUAUGCUAGAUACCAUCUUGAUGAAUUAGCUUCCAGGCCUUAUGCCCAAGGUAUUGACGUUUUACUGUUAGUGGAACACAACCCUGUGUAUACUGUUGGCCUUAGAGACAAAUCUUAUUCAAAAGAGGAUGAGGAAAAAUUGCGUGCAACUGGAGCCGAAUUUCAUCGCACUAAUCGAGGAGGCCUUAUUACGUUUCAUGGUCCCGGUCAGUUGGUUGCCUACCCCAUAAUCAACCUUAAACAUUUCAAACUGGGCAUGCGAGAUUACGUGUGUAAGCUAGAGAAGACUAUGAUUGACACUUGCGGGUUUUACGGCCUGAAAGCAACAACAACCAAAGAUACUGGAGUGUGGAUUGAAGAUCGCAAAGUGGGUGCUGUUGGCAUUCACGGCAGUCGCUUUAUCACCACGCAUGGCGUUUCCCUAAACUGUAACACCGACCUGACCUGGUUCGACCACAUCGUGCCUUGUGGACUGGAGGGGAAAACCACAACCUCCCUAUCAAAAGAGCUGCAGAAGAAGGUGUGCAUCACACAGACUAUUCCAGUGUUCCUUAAAGCCUUCCAGGAGAGAUUUGGGUGUGAACUUACGGAGAUGUUUUUGGUUACGCAGGACCAUAAUCUGAUGCCUACCCCUGAAAACUUGCGAAAGGCCGAAGUGGUUUGACUUGCAUAAUAAGGAGCCAUGCUUUGUAUCCCCCACCAAAGGCAGAGGGAUAUAGAAUUGGUGCUGUUCUUCUGUCAGUUCAACCGUCACAAAAUUUUGAAAUUGGCGGGAAUAUCCAACCAAUUAAAUUGGUUUUGCUUGUUGAAUUUGCUUGUUUAAAAUGCAUGAAGGACCAAAACUCUGUGAAAAUGAUCAAAGAAAGCAAUUGGUAAGUAUGGCACGAAAAACGUCUUCUCAAAUUUUACAAAAAGGUAAACCAUAGUACAUGUACAUUAAAGUUGUUUGUUAAUCAGUUUACCGGGUAUAUUUAUUUCUUUUAAUGAUAAUUGUUUUUGCCACAAACCUUCCCAAACUUUUGUUGAAUGUUUACAGUCUCCUAUUUAAAAAAAAACUUCAAUGAGGUUAGAUAUCAACAGAUUAUCUGUGGAGAAAUUCUUUAUAGUUAACACUUUGCAUGCUGGGAAAUUUGUCGUCUGCUAAAAUGUUGUCUGCUGAAUUUCUAAAAUUAGCAUUUUCUUCGAUUU
Dreissena polymorpha is the source of this 1618-nucleotide messenger RNA. RefSeq names its product putative lipoyltransferase 2, mitochondrial. The transcript is spliced from 4 exons. NCBI's taxonomy places the organism in Eukaryota, Metazoa, Mollusca, Bivalvia, Myida, Dreissenidae. The record is from RefSeq and is a predicted model, not a curated record. Bases 351 to 1094 code for a protein of 247 amino acids. Gene Ontology annotation, biological process: protein lipoylation. Gene Ontology annotation, cellular component: mitochondrion. Gene Ontology annotation, molecular function: lipoyl(octanoyl) transferase activity.